CCAGCCAAGAAGAAGCAGCAGCAGCAGCUUCUCCUUUCUGCGCUCCUCGCUGUGAUCCAGUAUGCGGCUGUAAAGCAGCAGAGCUCGCCUGUCAACCGCCGGUAAACCUCAGAAGACAAAGAAGAAGUCUGUUCUAGAGGUUCAAUGGCGUUUUAUCUGUCGUUUUUGUGUGUUGUUUGUGUUGUAAAUGUGUCGUGGGCUCAAAUCUACUCUGCGCUCUAUGAUGAGAAAACAUCCCGUCUGUUCCUGAAAGAGGGAUUUCAGCCCGACUCUGUCGCGGUCGCCAACUUCACAAGCGACAUCAACAACACGGGGUGGGCGUAUCUGGAGGUCAGCACCAGUGGUGGUUAUAAUGACACACUGCAGGCGUACGCUGCUGGAGUCGUGGAGGCUGUCGUCACCUCAGAGCUCAUCUACAAGCACUGGAUGAACACACUGAUGGGUUACUGCGGUCCGUUUUCUCGCGACGUGAACUACUGCCAGCGGCUCAAAGACUACAUCACCACCAACCUGCAGUGGGUCAUGCAGCAGAUGGACGCACAAGCAGACACUCCCUACUGGCAUCAGGUGCGUUUGUCUUUGCUGCAGCUGAAAGGUCUGGAGGAUGGAUACAAUGGGCAGAUUGAGUUUCCGUCUGGAAGCCUUUCCAUCAACCCCUUUGGCUUCCUCCUUUUCCAGAUGGGUGGAGACCUGGAGGACCUGGAGGCUGCGCUGAACAAAUCCAGCCAGUCCCGCACCGUAGGAUCUGGCUCCUGCUCGGCUCUGAUCAAAUUCCUUCCGGACCACAAGGAUUUGCUGGUGUCACAUGACACCUGGAACACCUACCAGUCAAUGCUAAGGAUACUGAAGAGAUACAGCUUUUCUUACCGCACGUCUCCCACAGAAAAGGUGAUCAUUCCUGGCAGAAUCCAGGUGUUUUCCUCCUAUCCUGGCAGUAUUUUCUCAGGGGAUGACUUUUAUUUACUCAGCAGUGGUUUGGUAACUCUAGAAACUACAAUUGGCAACAGUAACCCUGACCUGUGGAAAUUCGUGCAGCCCGAUGGUGCUGUCAUGGAGUGGCUGAGAAAUAUAGUAGCGAAUCGACUUGCUAAAAGUGGUCAAGAAUGGACUGACAUCUUCAAAGUGUACAACAGUGGAACGUACAACAAUCAGUGGAUGGUGAUCGACUACAAGGUCUUUGUCCCGGGCCAGGGAUACACAAAACAAGGGCUUUUCACAGUUUUGGAGCAAAUACCUGGAAUGAUCAUAACAGCAGACAAAACUGAAGAACUGUUUCAGACUGGAUACUGGGCCAGCUACAAUAUCCCGUACUUUGAGAAAGUGUUCAAUGCGAGCGGAGGCCAGGAGCUGGUUCAGAAAUACGGAUCCUGGUUCUCCUUCACUGACAAUCCAAGAGCGCAGAUUUUCCGCAGAAACCAGACUCUGGUUACUGACAUUGAGUCCAUGGUGCGUCUGAUGAGAUAUAAUAACUAUAAGGAGGACCCUUUGUCCUGGUGUGAUGCCUGUGACCCUAUUCCGAACGGUGAGAACUCCAUCUCGGCCCGCUCGGACCUGAAUCCUGCCAACGGCACGUAUCCGUUUGGGGCUUUGAGACAGCGGCCGCAUGGUGGGACUGACAUGAAGAUGACGAGCGCUGACAUGUUCAGGCGGUUCGAGCUCUUGGCUGUCAGCGGACCCACAUGGGAUCAGGUGCCCGUCUUUCAGUGGAGCAGCUCGCCGUACAGCAAACUCCUGCACAUGGGCCAUCCGGACCGCUGGGCCUUCGACACCGUCCACGUCAGAUGGUCCACAUGAAUGGCUUUUCUGACAGUGCAUGAUAUUAUGACAGCGAUCUCAGGAAGAAGACAGCCGCAGUACUUUGAUUGAAAAGACUGUUUUGAUUUAAAGAAGUGUUUGUGCUUUAUGCUGCUUUAAUGUUGCUCUGACAUGUUCUGUGUCUGUGGAAUGACGAUCAGUCAAGAUGUUGUGAUUGUUCUGUUGCUUUUUUGAAUUCCCUAAGUCUUGCACAUAAUUCUGGGGUGCUAUAUGAAGUGUUGGCCCUCAGUUUCAGACUCUGCUCAGUGUUUCUGCUUUUGACACAACCCAGAAUGUUUUACUUUUCUUUUUUUCUCCAGGCGAAUUGUACAGUUAAUUAUCAUCCAGCUGCUGCUUAUCACAUAUUGAACACUUUUAAAUGGAUAAAGCUCAUGCUUUACUCUCAUUCUGAAUCACUAUUAGUGGAGGUUUAAUUCUGAAACACAAGCAGAUAAAGACUGAUUUAUGUUUUUAAUAAAAAUAAAUAAAUCAGAAGCCAA
This is a messenger RNA of Labeo rohita (rohu), 2294 nucleotides long. RefSeq names its product phospholipase B domain containing 2 (gene plbd2). Gene Ontology annotation, biological process: phospholipid catabolic process. The coding region runs from base 145 to 1794 and encodes 549 amino acids. Gene Ontology annotation, cellular component: extracellular region. The transcript is spliced from 12 exons. Gene Ontology annotation, molecular function: glycerophospholipase activity. The record is from RefSeq and is a predicted model, not a curated record. Lineage: Eukaryota; Metazoa; Chordata; Actinopteri; Cypriniformes; Cyprinidae.